Quercus lobata is the source of this 3004-nucleotide messenger RNA. Its product is annotated as pentatricopeptide repeat-containing protein At4g32450, mitochondrial-like. Gene Ontology annotation, biological process: RNA modification. The transcript has 4 exons. Gene Ontology annotation, molecular function: zinc ion binding; RNA binding; protein binding. Bases 238 to 2523 code for a protein of 761 amino acids. The record is from RefSeq and is a predicted model, not a curated record. Lineage: Eukaryota; Viridiplantae; Streptophyta; Magnoliopsida; Fagales; Fagaceae.
UGGGUGUGUCUCUCUCUGGUAGCUUGUCUUCGAUUUUGAGUUAUAGACGCUGACACCACCUGACCUGAGAGACUGACCCAACCCACAAGCCACAGCCACAGCCACUGCCACCCACCUCUCUUUUCGGCUCUCAUCUCAGCCUCGUUUCACUGCUAUUUUUCAUACCCAAGAGUAUUUCUUGAAAUGGGCUGGUGAUGGAUUCUUGGUGGGUGUUGAAAGUUUGUUCUUUUGGACAAAAUGAAAAGGUUUAGGCCAUAUAUGUCCUCAAAGAGAGCUACAAUUCUCACAGUCAACUUUCUCACAGCACUAUCUGAGGUAUGUUCUUCACGCCACUCAUUAGAUUCAAUCAAAACCCUUACCUUGCUGAAAAAUCUCAGCACUGCUGCAGAAAGGUCAGAUUUUCUGAAUUCUAAUGGAUAUCACAUAGAUAAUUCAUCAGAGUGUCACCAAAACCCUAGUGGAUAUGAAAAAGUGAGCCAAAUCCCUAGUGAUUGGCAGAAGAAUUCAAAUGGGUUUGAUGGUGGAAACUCUGUGGAGGUUCAGCAGAGCUUAAACCUCCAUAGAAAUGAUUUUGCGAACAAACCAGAUGGGCAAAAUGGAAAUGUUAGUGGCUUUUAUGGGCAAAAUUAUGGUGAUUUGCAGCAAAAUUCACAUGGGUUUUACCAGAAUUCUUGUGGACUAUCUGGGGAAAGCCCUAAAAGUACAUGUCAAAACAAUUCAGUUGGGCAAAAUGGAAAUUUUAGUGGGUACUAUCGUGGUCAACAUAACGACAAGGUUCAGAACCUAAGUGAGAGUUAUGCAAAUACUUCAAGGAGUUUUGAGCAGAGUUCAAAUGGGUCAUAUCAGAAUAAUUUUGGGGUUUAUAGGGAAAGCAUACAGAAUAUCCCAAUUCAGCAAGAUAGGAAUUUUAAUGGGCAGAAUAAUGGAGUGUUGUCACAGAACCCUAUUGGAGUCAAUCCACAGAAUUCAGUGGGCUUACAGCAUAAUACGAACAGAUCUUAUGGGGAAAAUCAAUAUCUACAGAAUUCAAAUGGAUCUUACCAGGAGGGUCUCAGAGAAGUGAGGCAGAACACAAAUGAAUUUGCUUCCCAUGGCCUUUCAGAAUCUCAGGGAAGCCAAAUUAGAAGCUAUACACAUGGGCAAAUUCAGCAAAACCUAAGUGAACAUAACAUGGGCAUUGUUGGAGCCUAUCAGCAAAGAGAAAGUGUGUAUCAGCAGAGCCAAAGUGCUGGACAAUAUUUGCCAAACUCAAAUGCCCACACUAAAUUAUCAAGUGAUACAAAACCUGAGGUGGAAUUGGGUGAGGGAUCUGAUUGUUGCCCAUAUAGUGGUACUAUUGAGGAGCUAGAUGGUUUUAGCAAGGAGGGGAAAGUAAAGGAAGCUGUAGAAGUUUUGUCAUUAUUAGAGAAACGUUGUGUUCCAGUGGAGUUGCACCAAUAUCUACAGUUAAUGCAGGCAUGCAGUGAGGCUAAAUCUCUGCAAGAAGCAAAAUAUGUUCAUCAACACGUCGUAAGAUCACUGUCUCCACUUAAGGUCAGCACCUAUAACAGAAUUAUUAAGAUGUAUUGGGAAUGUGGUUCUAUAGACGAUGCCUUUGAGGUGUUUAACACGAUGCCAAAGCAAAAUUUGACAUCUUGGGAUACCAUGAUAACAUGGCUUGCUAAUAAUGGUCUUGGAGAGGAUGCAAUUGAUCUGUUCACUCAGUUUAAACAACAAGGAUUGAAACCUGAUGGUCAACUUUUCAUCAGUAUUUUUUCUGCUUGUAAUGUUUUGGGAGACAUUGAUGAGGGAAUGUUACACUUUGAAUCAAUGAGGAAGGAUUAUAGUAUUGUCCCAUCCAUGGAUCAUUAUGUGAGUGUAGUAGACAUGCUUGGAAGUACUGGGUACCUGGAUGAAGCUUUUGAGUUCAUUGAAAAGAUGCCAUUGGAACCUAGCGUUGAUGUAUGGGAAACCUUGAUGAAUCUUUGUAGAGUUCAUGGACACAUAGAGCUUGGUGAUCGUUGUGCUGAGAUUGUUGAGCAGCUGGACCCCUCCCGCUUGACUGAGCAAUCAAAGGCUGGCCUUGUACCUGUGAAAGCUUCAGACAUUGCAAAAGAGAAGGAGAAGAAGAAAUUAGCAAGUCAAAAUCUUCUAGAGGUAAGGAGCCGGGUUCAUGAAUACCGUGCAGGAGAUAGAUCUCAUCCUGAGAAUGAUAAGAUCUAUGCGGAACUUAGGAGUUUGAAGGAACAAAUGAAAGAGUCUGGUUAUGUACCAGAGACUAGAUUUGUGUUGCAUGAUGUUGACCAGGAAGCCAAGGAGGAAGCUCUUCUUUCUCAUAGUGAGAGACUUGCUGUUGCUUAUGGUCUCCUUAACAGCCCUCCUCGUGCUCCUAUUAGGGUAAUCAAGAAUCUCCGUUUUUGUGGUGAUUGCCAUAAUGCACUGAAGAUCAUCUCAAAGCUUGUAGGCAGAGAACUGAUCAUACGAGAUGCUAAGAGGUUCCACCAUUUCAAGGAUGGAUUAUGCUCUUGCCGGGAUUAUUGGUGAAAAGAAUGAAACUUGAGGUAUGUCUGACUCGGACUGUUUUUAGCUGGUUGCUCCAUGACACCAAAAUAUAAUUUGUUGGACCAUCAUGAAUAUUUAAUCACAAGAUCUGUUCAACAGAUCCAGAUCAAGGCAAAGAUAUCUAUACCCAUUGCUAGAGUGAUGCAACCUUAGGUUCUGAUUCCUAGGUUUAUUUGAUUUUUCUUUUGUUUUUCUGGAAAACUUUGUGCUGCAUCAACUCGGUUCAGAGCUAUCAUCGUUCUGCAUCACAGAGGCAUUAAUGCAAUUUUGAUCCCAUUUUUUCUAUCAUGUUGACCAGGAAGCUGGAACAUUUAUUCUUGGUACAAGAUUUUAUUUUUUAGGCUAAGAACAUUCCUAGUUCAAGAUAUUCCCAAUGUUGUUAUAAAGAGUAUUCAAAAUGCUAUCUGGUUGCCAGUUAUUGUAUUUAAUGAAUUAUUCGGAUAAACAUUUGAAAUGCUAUAAA